AUGCCCUUGGCACUCUUCACAAUUUGUCUUAUAUCCGGGAUGUACGGAAGUGAGGCUGGAGGAGGGCAAUGUAAAAUUUCAGAGAGAUCAUUCCCUGGUAAAGCUCUCAAGGGUCACACCUUCAAAGAGUUUGCAGUGAGGGCCAUUGUUGAGUGCCAGAACACCUGUGAAAGAGACCCCAUGUGUGCGAGUUACAAUUUUUACAUUCCGGGCAAAGUGUGCGAGCUUAACAGCCAGACCAAGGAAGAAAGACCUGAAGACUUUGUGACAGAUGAGCUAAGGUUCUAUAUGAGACGAGAAGGUACGAUAAUCUGUCUGUUCUCUCCCGUCUAUUUCCUAGACUUACUGAUGGAAUUGAGAACGUGUGAAUGCCAAAAUACGAUAACAAAGUUCCAAGAUGCAAAUCGAAUAAGAUUGCCAUGUAUUGUAUGCGCAACAUUAGUAAGCUGUUCAAAUAAAAUCACACUUUGCAUGACCUUGACUUAGAAAUAACCCACAUAUUUCCUAUGCUAAAAUCUGUCUUGUACCAUUAGAUGAUGAUGAAUGCUUGAAGACCCCACCCGUUUGUGACGUCAACGCAAACUGCAAGAACACUCUUGGCUCCUAUCUUUGUUCAUGUAUAGAGGGCUUUACAGGUGACGGCAAAACAUGUCAAGGUAAAAUUUUGAAAAAAAUUGUCCUGCAAUUUUUCGCUUAUCUAGGUUAUUCUCAAAUUCGUAUUCGUAUUCGCCUUUUUUGUAUAUAGAGGAUAUUAUAUGGCCGCUUGGGGAUACGAAUUUUAUUUUCGAGUGCUAAAAGUAUCUCUCACAAGUGAGCGAAGCAAAAUGCCUGUCACAAAAAUGUUAUGAAACUCGGAUAUAAAGUUAUAAAGGAGAAAUAAAGACAAUAAUACUUAUAUUUUCUGUUUCAAAAAAUCAAAAUUGUAAUGAAGAAGAAAAAUUAUGUUAGUAACCAUGGCGACACCAAUAUCCCCACACGUGAAAGAUAAAAAUAGUAUCUUCACUGCGCGCGAUGAAGAUAUGAUUUUUAGUAAAAGGAAAAAUCCUGGUAUUUCAUCAGUAUCUAUAUCAUAAAAAUAUUUCAUUUGCUGUUAUGUUUACCACCUUUUUGUUUGAAGUAGAAUUGAAUUUAGUUAACAUCUUUAAACAUUUUAUUUCAGACUCAGACGAAUGCCAGAUGAGCACACACAAUUGUAGCAACAAUGCCACCUGCAUUAACACCGAAGGUUCCUUUAACUGUAGUUGCAAACCAGGGUACAGAGGAAAUGGCUACAACUGUUCAGGUACCUGCUUGCAAAGUCUUUCCUACUUUUUCUUUAGUUUUAAUGACAUUUAAUGGCAAACAAAUUACACUUAAAAUGUUCAGGCAUAAUAUAGCUUCAGAGUUCGUUUUCGUCUUCAAAACUCUCCUAACAUUUUAUUUCAGACUUAGACGAAUGCCAAAUCAGCUCUCACAAUUGUAGCGACAAUGCCACCUGCAUCAACACCGAAGGUUCCUUUAACUGUAGUUGCAAACCAGGGUACAGAGGAAAUGGCUACAACUGCUCAGGUACGUGCUUGCGAAGUCUUUCCUAUUUUUUCGUUAGUUUUAAUGACUUUUUAUGGCAAAAAAAAUUACACUUAAAAUGUUCAGGCAUAAUAUAAGUUCAGAGUUCGUUUUCGUCGUCAAAACUCUCCUAACAUUUUAUUUCAGACGUAGACGAAUGCCAAAUCAGUUCUCACAAUUGUAGCGACAAUGCCACCUGCAUUAACACCGAAGGUUCCUUUAACUGCAGUUGCAAACCAGGGUACAGAGGAAAUGGCUACAACUGUUCAGUUGCGUGCUUGCCAAGUCUUUCCUACUUUUUCUUUAGUUUUAACGACUUUUUAUGGCAAAAAAAUUACACUAAAAUGUUCAGGCAUAAUAUAAGUUCAGAGUUCAUUUCGUCUUCAAAACUCUCCUAACAUUUUAUUUCAGACGUAGACGAAUGCCAAAUCAGUUCUCACAAUUGUAGCGACAAUGCCACCUGCAUUAACACCGAAGGUUCCUUUAACUGCAGUUGCAAACCAGGGUACAGAGGAAAUGGCUACAACUGUUCAGGUACGUGCUUGAAAAGUCUUUCCUACUUUUUCUUUAGUUUUAGCGACUUUUUAUGGCAAACAAAUUACACUAAAAUGUUCAGGCAUAAUAUAAGUUCAGAGUUCGUUUUCGUCUUGAAAACUCUCCUAACAUUUUAUUUCAGACUCAGACGAAUGCCAGAUGAGCACACACAAUUGUAGCGACAAUGCCACCUGCAUUAACACCGAAGGUUCCUUUAACUGCAGUUGCAAACCAGGGUACAGAGGAAAUGGCUACAACUGUUCAGGUGCGUGCUUGCCAAGUCUUUCCUACUUUUUCUUUAGUUUUAACGACUUUUUAUGGCAAAAAAAUUACACUAAAAUGUUCAGGCAUAAUAUAAGUUCAGAGUUCGUUUUUGUCUUGAAAACUCUCCUAACAUUUUAUUUCAGACUCAGACGAAUGCCAAAUCAAUUCUCACAAUUGUAGCGACAAUGCCACUUGCAUUAACACCGAAGGUUCCUUUAACUGCAGUUGCAAACCAGGGUACAGAGGAAAUGGCUACAACUGUUCAGGUGCGUGCUUGCCAAGUCUUUCCUACUUUUUCUUUAGUUUUAACGACUUUUUAUGGCAAAAAAAUUACACUAAAAUGUUCAGGCAUAAUAUAAGUUCAGAGUUCGUUUUUGUCUUGAAAACUCUCCUAACAUUUUAUUUCAGACUCAGACGAAUGCCAAAUCAAUUCUCACAAUUGUAGCGACAAUGCCACUUGCAUUAACACCGAAGGUUCCUUUAACUGCAGUUGCAAACCAGGGUACAGAGGAAAUGGCUACAACUGUUCAGGUGCGUGCUUGAAAAGUCUUAAGUUUCCUACUUUUUCUUUAGUUUUAGCGACUUUUUAUGGCAAACAAAUUACACUUAAAAUGUUCAGGCAUAAUAUAACUUCAGAGUUCGUUUUCGUCUUGAAAUCUCUUAUAACAUUUUCCUUCAGACGUAGACGAAUGCCAGAUCAGCUCUCUUGUUUCCCCUUUACAAAGAAAACGGUUACAAAGGUUAUGAUUACGCUUACUUGUACUGUUCCCUUUUUGUAGACAUUGACGAGUGCAGCCGCGGUACUCACAACUGCCACAGUUCCCUUGCUUCGUGUACCAACACAGUGGGAUCCUUUAGUUGUUCAUGUAACAAUCCUUACAGUGGAGAUGGCAGAACGUGCUAUCUACUGGUAUCAGGUAAUCAAAUCGCCGAACACUAG
Messenger RNA from Porites lobata, 3283 nucleotides. NCBI's taxonomy places the organism in Eukaryota, Metazoa, Cnidaria, Anthozoa, Scleractinia, Poritidae. The record is from the annotation of a GenBank genome assembly.